This is a messenger RNA of Thamnophis elegans (Western terrestrial garter snake), 3611 nucleotides long. RefSeq names its product zinc finger DHHC-type palmitoyltransferase 21 (gene ZDHHC21). Gene Ontology annotation, molecular function: protein-cysteine S-palmitoyltransferase activity. Gene Ontology annotation, cellular component: endoplasmic reticulum; Golgi apparatus. NCBI's taxonomy places the organism in Eukaryota, Metazoa, Chordata, Lepidosauria, Squamata, Natricidae. Gene Ontology annotation, biological process: protein targeting to membrane; peptidyl-L-cysteine S-palmitoylation. Bases 983 to 1780 code for a protein of 265 amino acids. The record is from RefSeq and is a predicted model, not a curated record. The transcript has 9 exons.
ACCUGUUCAACCCGCCAACCACUUAAGAAGAAGCAAAAAGAGUGUCUUGAGUUGGUGAUUGAGAAAGGAUUUGCCUCAGAAAGCCAUAAACUACCCAAGAACAUUAAGUGAGGAACUAUGGUUCUUCCCAGCAGUGGCUUACUAGGAAAGAAAUUCCCUGCUAAGCAGGGUAUGGAUGUACAAUGGACAAAUCCUUUCAGCUUUACUUCCAGUUUUAUAUCUAAAGCCAGUAUCAGCCCUUUAAGGUAGCCCAGCUUAGGAAACAGAUUCCACAAGGACUACUGGAAACUUACUUCAUGGUUGCAGAAUAUAAUAACACAGUCUUGACAGCCUGAUGAAGAGAUUCUCUUUCCAUGCUCUUAUUAUAAAGUAAAUCAAGGCGAGACAAUCUUGAGGUGUUUUUUUUUUCCUCACUCCUUCCAGAGGGCUAAGCUAGUGUCUGCUUAGCUAUUGUUGAAUUUUUUCUUCCAUGGCAACUCCAUGUUCCUCUUCACCAAUGGCUAUUCAGUUCAAGGGCUUUGCACUUUAGGUCAACUGGUGGAUCUGUGACAUGAUUUUAAAAAGUGACUAUGAAAGUCAGGAUCUGGUCUCCUUCACAGCCCAAAGAGGAUCAAGAGGGCAAGAUAAUAUAUUGGUCAGGAGCUGGAUGAAAAGGGGUGUUCUAACAGGAAAUAGGCAGGAUCAGUUGGAGCCACAAGCUUGCCUACACAUCAUUUCAGAUCUCCUCCUCCAAGUAUUUCAACAUAACCAGCAUUUCUGACAUGCCAUAUCUGGAGGGAAGAGAGGAAACACAGCUUCCAGAGCAGAACAUCUAAAGCUGUCUUCAGGCUGCCGCAUUUAUGAGGCUACAGAAGUGCUAUACCUGGAACCAGUAAUGGGCUGGAUGAGAGCCAGAUUAAAGUUUAAUUUCAACACAUUGAAGAUUCUGUAGGUUGAUUUUUCCCCUUUCAGUGUGGGACAAACUGUGAUCAGAUUAUGUACAAUGGGACUACGAAUUCAUUUUGUUGUUGACCCUCAGGGCUGGUUCUGUAUGGGCCUGAUAAUCUUUGUCUGGCUUUACAAUAUUCUCUUCAUUCCAAAAAUUAUCCUCUUUCCACACUACGAAGAAGGGCAUAUAUCUGCAGCUGCUAUACUAUGCUACUAUCUAUUUUCAUUGUUCUGUAUUGCCUCAUUGUUAAGAGCUUCGGUAGCAGAUCCAGGGAGAUUACCUGAAAGCCCAAAGAUACCAAUUACAGAAAAAGACUCUUGGGAAUUAUGUAACAAGUGUAAUAUGAUGAGACCAAAGCGUUCCCAUCACUGCAGUAGAUGUGGGCACUGUGUUAGGAGAAUGGAUCAUCACUGUCCAUGGAUUAAUAAUUGUGUUGGUGAAGAUAAUCAUUGGCUGUUUCUGCAGUUGUGCUUUUACACAGAACUCCUGAGUUCUUACACACUCCUACUUGAUUUCUGCCACUAUUAUUACUUUGAACCACUAAGAAAAGUUAAUGCGGAUGUUUUUGUGUUUAGACAUGAGCUUGCCCUAACAAGAAUAUCAACAUUCAUGGGUAUAAUUAUGUUAGUUGGAAUUACUGGACUCUUUUAUACUCAGCUAAUUGGUAUAUUUAAUGACAUUACAAGUAUAGAAAAACUGGCCAACUGUUGUGAAGAAAUAUCAAGACCUCGAAAGCCAUGGCAGCAGACCUUCUCAGAAGUUUUUGGCACUCGCUGGAAGAUCCUGUGGUUUAUUCCUUUCAGGCAAAGGCAACCACUGCGCGUUCCCUACCACUUUGCCAAUCACGUCUAAACAGAUGGAUGGUAGGCACAGAUGGGUUCUCCAUGCUGGAUGUGUGUUGCAGGUUUUGUGAUAAUAGAACUAUGGCACUUCUAAAGUCAAUUAAAAUCUACCCACCAAUCUUAGACGUCACAACGUGCCCCAGGCUUUAUUUUCAUAAUGAAGAUCUUUAUUCUGCUUAGGGAUUAAGACACACUUCUCUAUUUACGUUCAAAGUGUACUUACAUUCAGAUUAGCAUUGCAGAGAAAUCACUGCAGGUUCAUAAUAAAAAAAAGAUUGAUGUACAAAUAUUACUUUUCUUUUGAUACUGGAUAAUACAAUUGAUUUUGCUAGAAAUGCUGUCAUUUACACAGACCAACAGGUUUGGAAGUGUCUUGACUGGUUUGAAUUGCUUAUUUUUUUUAUCAGUCAUACUAGCUGGAUUAUGUAGAAAUGUCUGUUUUCCUAUUCAUCAGUUUUAAUGCCUCCAAUGCCUUUUUAUUUAUGAUGCAUGAUAUUAAAAUGUAGCUUAUCUCUAGAGAAGACUGGCAUUUUAACCGUGGAUUUUUAAAAGUAACAAUGAUGUUUGUUCCUCAUGUUUUAAAAAAAAGUUAUGUAAAAACACAACAUAAAAUCCAUUACUAUUUUGAAAGAAAAAUAGGUUAUAAAAUGUGCAUUUUUCUCUUCUUUGUACAUGCAAUAAUUAGCCUUAAGUGCUAGAUGUGUCUUAGAAGUAUAUACUGAGUUAAAAAAAAUACAAAGCUUAUGCCAUGAUCCAACCAAAGUUAAGCACCUUUUAAAUCCUACUUAUAUUAGUGAUACAUAUAGUAUUUUUUCAUUCACUCCCCAAAAAACAGGCAAACUGCUGCACUGCAAAUGGAAUACUGGCGGAUACGUUUUUCUGGGUUUAAGCUGCAAUCCUACACACUUACCUAUAAGUUAUUUAUUUUGUAUUGAUAUGCAUAGGAUUCUACUAAGUGCCUAAUUUUGGUGUGAUUGUGCCUAUAAAAUUUAUCAACAUUUACUAUAUCAUAUCGACUGAAAACAUAUACAGUACUGUGUUGUUGUUUCUAUGUACUAUGUUUCUUGUUUUGUACUGUCACCACUAGAAGUAUUUAAAAUUUAAAUUUCAUGCGUUCAUAGAUCGGGUAAUAUGUGUUGGAGAUAUUUUAACAAUAGUAUUUAUAUAGUAAAUAUAGAUGUUACAUUUAGCAUUAUCUACUCUGUAUUACAUUCUAAAUAGAUGAUAUGAAGUGAAGCAGGCAUGCCUAUAAAGUGAGAUUCCGAUUGGUAAAAAUAGGUAAUUUGAGUUGUAGAUAAAUCAGUCUUUUGGUUUGCAUCCCAGCUAUUUUUUAAUAGUAAAAUUUUAGGAAGAUCAUUCUUUUAAAAGAGAUGUUUGCUGAUCCGAGGCUUAUAUAGAAAUAAAAUCAGUGAUCAGUUUUGAAAACUGUUUAAGAAACAUCCAUUUAUGUAAUUAAGAAGUAUGUGGAUAUGAAAGUGGCCUUGAGUUCCUGGAUAAAGGACAGGAUAUUCGUCUAAUAAAUAAAUAGGCCUAAAUGGGAGGACAUGUUGACUCAAGAUCAGGCUUACAACAGGCAUGACAUACCUAAGUGCAUUGUUGAGAAUGCAUUUUUUCAUUCACUUGGCCUUAUCCUAUCCUUUCUCACUUAUGUUUGCCAAAUAAGUCAAGAAGUGAAAGGUGUCUUUAGUUCUUGCAUCUCUACUGUACUUUUGAGCCUUUGUGCUUAUAAGAGCUGCAAGCCUGCCAUAUCUAACUGUGAGGCCCAUAGUUACAGAUAGUCCUCAACUUACAACCACAACACAGCCCAAAAUUUAUGUUGCUAAGCGACAAAUUUGUUAAAU